Cicer arietinum (chickpea) is the source of this 2872-nucleotide messenger RNA. RefSeq lists its product as uncharacterized. Gene Ontology annotation, molecular function: GTP binding; GTPase activity; U3 snoRNA binding. Gene Ontology annotation, biological process: endonucleolytic cleavage of tricistronic rRNA transcript (SSU-rRNA, 5.8S rRNA, LSU-rRNA); maturation of SSU-rRNA from tricistronic rRNA transcript (SSU-rRNA, 5.8S rRNA, LSU-rRNA); ribosome biogenesis. The record is from RefSeq and is a predicted model, not a curated record. NCBI's taxonomy places the organism in Eukaryota, Viridiplantae, Streptophyta, Magnoliopsida, Fabales, Fabaceae. Gene Ontology annotation, cellular component: nucleus; preribosome, small subunit precursor.
CUUUCGUGUGCAAUAACUAAAAGGGUUUAAUUACUUUGUUCAUCACAAUAGGGUUUUGCGAUUACAACUCCCACUAUCAACACAGCCACUCACCGCGGAAAAGUGGGAGAAGCUACUCACUGCAACCACAAUGGGAGCGACGCAUCAAGUCAAUAAGUCUCACAAGUCACGCUUCUCUUCUAAGUCUUCUCGCAAUAUUCACAAAACCUCCGUCAAAGAUAGACUUGCAAUCGUGAAAACAGAGCGUAAUGUUGGCAAAGGUGCCCGUGCAGCACGAAUUAACAGAAAUAAGAUGAUACGUGAACAAAAAAAGGCUGCAGUUUUGAAAGAAAAAAGAGAAUUGAGUGGAUCUAAGUGUCCUCCUCGUGUUAUUGUUCUUUUUUCCCUUUGUGCUUCUGUGGAUUUAGAAUUACUUGCAGAUGAUCUUUUGUCAUUGUUAUCUAAAGAGUCUUCUGCAGUGCUGUCAGGAACAGUUGCUUCUUCUGAAUAUAGGACUAGAGUAACGGUACUAAAAGCACCUCAUGGCGAUCUACUAACCUGCAUGGAAAUGGCUAAGGUUGCUGAUCUACUGGUUUUUGUGGCCUCUGCAAAGUCUUUGUGCGAAGAAACUGAUUCGUACUUCAUUGAUUCAUUUGGAAAUCAAUGCCUUUCUGUAUACAGGUCUCUUGGUUUACCAAGCACUGCUGUCUUUGUUCGUGAUCUGCCAACUGAGCUAAAACAAAGAAAUGAAAUAAAGAAGAUGUGCACAUCUAGUCUUGCCUCUGAAUUUCCCGAGGACUGUAAAUUUUAUCCAGCUGAUACAAAGGAUGAUCUGCACAAGUUUUUAUGGCUCUUUAAAGAGCAAAGGCUUAAAACUCCUCAUUGGAGAGCUCAACGAUCUUAUCUCAUGGCUCACAAGGUUGAUGCAGUAAAUGAUGGCGAUUCUGAAAAAUGCACCCUUUUUCUCAGUGGAUAUCUUCGUUCCCAUAACCUCUCUGUGAAUCAACUGGUUCAUGUAUCAGGUGCAGGAGAUUUCCAACUAUGCAAAGUUGAAGUUCUUAAGGAUCCCUUUCCUUUGAAUUCAAGGAAAAACCAGGACCUGAUGGAUUCAGAUGAAACGCAUGAUCUGGAGGUCAUUCGUACUCUAGUUCCAGAUCCAAUAAACAAGGAACCUUUAGAAGUUGAGAAUAAGCCUGAUCCUCUUGCUGGAGAGCAGACAUGGCCAACAGACGCUGAAAUAACAAAGGCUGAUGAAGAUCAAAAGCAAAAAAAGAUAAGAAAGAUAAAGCUUCCCUCUGGCACUUCAGAAUACCAGGCUGCAUGGUUUAAUGAUGAACCUGAUGAAGAGGAGUCGGAUUGUGACAAUGAAGAUGAUGGUAUGUUGUUGGAUGAAAUAGAAGAUGAGUUUCCAGGGCAAGAGGGUAAUAUGUAUUUAGAUGCUGAUGGCGAUGAAGCUUCACAGAGAUUCGGAGAUUCUGACGAAGAAACUGACAAUGAUUCAGUAAUGAUGGAAGUAGAUAACAUGACUAGAGAGAAGAUACAAGAUGAACUUAAGGAACUUAAAGAAGCACAUGGUGCAGAUGAAGAGUUUCCUGAUGAAGUGGAUACACCAUUGGAUGUUCCUGCUAGGAAGCGAUUUGCAAAAUAUAGGGGACUCAAGUCCUUUAGAACUUCUUCAUGGGAUCCUAAAGAAUCUCUACCCCAAGAUUAUGCCAAAAUUUUUGAGUUUGGUAAUUUCAAAAGAUUACAAAAGUAUGUUCUUGCUAAAGCUUUAGAGUUGGAUGGAGAAAACAGAGAAGACUGUAUUCCAGUUGGCUCAUAUGUUAGGCUACAUAUCAAGGAAGUGCCCAGUGCUGUUGCUUUGAAGUUAUGUAUGCUUGCAAAUACAACCCCAGUUACAGCAUGUGGCCUAAUGAAAGAAGAGUCAAAAUUAUCCGUCCUUCAUUUCAGUGUGAAGAAGCACGAAACAUACGAUGCACCCAUCAAAUCCAAGGAAGAGUUAAUAUUUCAUGUUGGGUUUCGGCAAUUUGUCGGCAGACCAACUUUCUCUAGUGAGUUCAUAAACACAAACAAAAACAAGAUGGAGAGGUUUCUCCAUGCUGGACGCUUUUCAGUUGCUACAAUUUAUGCACCAAUUUCACUUCCACCUCUUCCUACAAUAGUCCUAAAGAGAAUUGGAGAGGAUGCCGUACCAGCAGUGGCUGCUGUUGGUUCCCUAAAAACUGUUGAUCCAGAUAGGAUAAUCCUUAAGCGUGUUAUUUUGACAGGCUACCCCCAAAGAGUAUCAAAACGUAAAGCUUCUGUAAAACACAUGUUUUAUAAUCCAGAGGAUGUUAAAUGGUUCAAGCCUGUAGAGCUUUAUACCAAACGUGGUCUUCGUGGCCGAAUUAAAGAACCUGUUGGUACACAUGGAGCAAUGAAGUGUCUUCUCAAUGGGGUUCUUGAACAGCGUGAUACUGUAUGUUUGAAUUUAUACAAACGUGCCUAUCCAAAGUUUCCAACCCGGCUUUUUCCUUUAUUAGAUUUUUGAUUGGACGGCAGUUGAAUUCUGUUAUUGAUCAAGGAAUUCAGUUGAAAGCCAAUUGUAUAUUCAUUGGGAAUGAAGCUCUGGUUCAGAUUGACUUCCUUGUACAAAGGAUCCAGUUUAGUGGCCUUCUUUUUUUAACUUUUAAAAAGUAAUGGCCAGAACUCCUUGCUGGUGGUGUGCACACUCUUCAGAGAAGAAGAUAUAUCAACAGAUAUCAAAUUUUGUAGUAAAAUUUAUUUAAUUUAUUCCGGGUAUUUGCAUACCCAAUUACUGUUUAGUAGAUAUUCACAUUAUGAUUCAUAUAUAUCUUAUGAGAUAAACUUAUUUCAGUUAAGGAUACUUUAUGAAAUGUUCUACUUUAUUAAA